Argiope bruennichi is the source of this 864-nucleotide messenger RNA. It is a transcript of the gene SrpRbeta, whose product is annotated as signal recognition particle receptor subunit beta-like. The coding region runs from base 99 to 830 and encodes 243 amino acids. The record is from RefSeq and is a predicted model, not a curated record. The transcript is spliced from 8 exons. Lineage: Eukaryota; Metazoa; Arthropoda; Arachnida; Araneae; Araneidae.
UGAUGUGAAGGCACCUAGCAACCGGUUGUCUGCAGCUUUACGCGUUGAGCACAUUUUUAGGUCAUAUUUUAAUUCCGAUUUAACUUUGAUAAAAACAUAUGGAUCCUAUUAAACAAUAUAUUGGGACUAUUGACUAUGAUGCCAAUUUUUAUGGAAUUGUUGUUGCUAUUGCAGCAGUGUUGAUUACUAUGGUAAUUUUUCUGAUAUUGAGAAGAAAAAGUGUUAGUCGACGCAAUGUUCUUGUGACUGGCUUAUCUGAUGCAGGAAAAACAUUGCUGUUUUCACGACUUGUUUCAUCUAAGAAUGUUAUUACUUAUACAUCAAUGAAAGAAAAUAUUGCUAUAUAUCGUGUCGAUAAAAAGAGAACAGUCACUCUUGUAGAUAUUCCUGGAAAUGACAGAUUGAGAGAUAAGUACAUUGAGCAGUUUUUAGGAUUAACAAGAGGAAUUAUAUUUGUUGUAGACAGUUUUAAUUUUCAAAAAGAAAUUCGUGAUGUUGCUGGAUUCUUGUUCAGAUUAUUGCAAGAACCAGUGAUUCAUGCAAAUAAGGUUCCAUUCUUGAUAACUUGCAAUAAACAAGAUCAUGCCGUUUCUAAAAGUGCGAAAGUUAUUCAAUCUCAGUUAGAGAAAGAACUGAAUACUUUGCGAGUGACCCAAGCUGGUCGCCUUGAAUCUAUCUCUGCAUCUGGAGAUAGAGUGUUUGUUGGCAACAAGGGUAAAGACUUCCAGUUUUCUGAUUUAAAAGCUGUUAAAGUUGAUUUUGUUGAAUGCAGUGCAUUAGAAGAUGGAGUGACUGAUUCAUUGAAGCCUUGGUUGUUAAAAAUAGCUUAAAUAUUGUAAUAAAAUUCUUUGUUUAUUUUGUGAA